Motacilla alba alba is the source of this 7154-nucleotide messenger RNA. RefSeq lists its product as uncharacterized. Bases 1 to 2331 code for a protein of 776 amino acids. The record is from RefSeq and is a predicted model, not a curated record. NCBI's taxonomy places the organism in Eukaryota, Metazoa, Chordata, Aves, Passeriformes, Motacillidae. The transcript is spliced from 5 exons.
AUGAACACUGCCUCAGCUUCAGAAAGUGGAUCAUAUUCCACAAACCACCCAGGACCCUUUAUUUAUGCUCAGUCAUCAGCUCAACAGCCUUAUCCAAAUCCAUGGUGCCUCAGUUAUGCAUACAGUCCAUACUGCGUACCUGCUCCAGGCUUUCGAAGUGGAAAUCCAUAUUUUCCAUUUUAUUCUGUUGCGCUCCAUGAGUACCCUAGAUUUUUUGUCCCACAGCAUCCAGUGCAUGCAAGAAUUAACAGAAGGCCUUAUUUUAAUGCUGCCCCACCUUCCCCUAUGUUUUAUCAUGCAACAAGAUUUAGACAUUAUAAUAGCCCUGGGAAGAAAAUGGAGACAAAAGAAACACAGACUGAUCCUAGACAGCCUGAAAGCAAGCAAAAAAGGCAUCAAGAUAUCCAUACAGAAACGAAAGGUUGUGAUGCAGGAAAUACAGCCUGUGUUUCUCCUGGUAUAGGUACAGAGACUGAAAGUACUUCAGAGAAGCAAAAUUCGUUUGGCUCUCCUAUUGUGGUAGACAGAGAGUUUCAUAAUAAGAACCCUGCCAGCUCUACACAGUAUAGAAAUCUUCCUACUGGAAGCUAUGCCUUUGAGAAGGAAGAAGUGAGGAUAGAAUAUGGGAAUGGAUCUCCAGCUAUUCAGCUGUGGAAGUCCUUUAAAGAAACAAUCCCAUUGUACGAUGUGGCAAGUGGUAAACCAGUUCCAGAGAACAUAGUGCCACAUGACUUAUUUUCUGUUAGCUCAUGUGAAGGCAUGAUAUAUGGCCCUCAUCAAGGGGAAAAUAUGCUGCCAGGAGCUUCCUUAGAUGAGAGAAAAGCUGUUGUCCCCUCCAAACAGGGUGCUGAAGCUGUGCAAGAGAAAGAUGUCCAAAAUAAUGAAGUGAAGCUGGAUGCAGAAAAGAUGGCAAAACCCUCCCCAGGUGAAACCAUGGCAGUGCAAAUCACAGAGCUGGCAAGAUCUGUUGGUGUAGAUCAACCAGUGGUAAUAGCUAAGAAAUCCAGCACUAAAAGGUCUGCAGGAUCAAAAACUUCUCAAGAAGAGCCCAGCUUUAUUCAACAAGCAGGACUGCUUCCAUCUAAUAUGGAGGUAAUGAGUGACUUUCAGCAGAAAAAGCUGAAUUUAAGCCACAGUGCAACCAAUGAGAGUCAGACAGAAAAAGGUAUUUGGUGUGACAAAUCAAUUGAGAAGUUUGCUCCCUCUAGCAGCUGGCUGGCUUGUUUGGACAGUAUGGACACAAACUACAAUGCUUGUUUGCCACAAAGGAAGCGUCAAAGUGUAAUCAGUCUGUCUUCUGAUGACAUGUCCUCUGGAGAGGAAGGCUCAUCAACUGAUAAUGCCCCAGUGUCUUAUUUUGUGCCUGACUAUGUGCUUCAGAAAAGCAUGUAUACUCUUCAGAAAAGUACAGAGGGCUUAGAGCAAACUAAGAGUGGUGGAUCCCCAAAUGUAGAUGAAGUGGUAGGAAAGGAGCAAGUGAACAGCCUGAAUGACCAAGACGUCAACUCUUCAAACACAAAGCUCAAAGAGACUUCCAGUAAAGGUAGGAAGUUGGGAGCCCUUUCUAGGUCCUCUAGUAGGAAAGAAGUUGAUUCUCCCAACAAAAAAGCAACUAAGAGUUUGUCAGAAGUUGAGGACUCUGAAGAAUAUUCUGUGAAGGGAGAAGAGGAAGAUGAAGAUGGAGAGGAUGAGUAUGAGGAGGAUGAUGAUGACGACAUGGAUGAAAUUGAGUAUUUCUUUCAAGAAGCCCCUCCAUACGGCAUCUUGAGGCCAAGUAAAGGAAACUUCUACCAAGUUGGCCAGAGGGUGCUUUGGAAACCACCCACAAAUGCUGUACCAGCACAAUUAAUUAGCUGGCCUGCUCAAGAGAAAAUAAAACCUAGGAGCGGGCUUGUUGAAAACAUUGGUGUAAUUUACAAGCCAAAGAAGAGAGAACAAGAUGAAGCUGUAUACAGUGACUAUGGGUAUUAUGGAAGAAAGAGGCCUAUGACAAGAAGAGAAGGACUUGAACACCAGCGAAUGCUACGGAAAUUCUUGAGAGGAAGGCUGUUAAGAGAGAACAUGGGGAUACCACCUGAAGAGUACUGGAUUAGAAGUGGUGCUAAACCCAGAUUUACCAGCCUAAUAUGUGGUAGUGUCUCACCUCCAGCACGGAGCAAAGAACAAGUGUGCCCACUUUUGGUUAAACCGAAGAAGAAAAGAAUGGUCAAGCCACCUUCAAAACGCAGAGACAUGAGACGUGAGGUGGAAGAAGUAGAAAUGUGGGAGCUGCCUAAACACAGUGUACACAAAGGGCAUGGAACUAGGAAGUCCCUCUCUAAGAAAAGAUAAUUGCAAAUAUUGGGGCAGAAGUGUGGGGGGAGAAUAACAAAGUUUUUUUGUAUAAAUCCGAGAUUUGAUUAUUACUCUCUUGUAUAUUUUGUAAGUUGCUGUUCACUUUAAAAGGGCAAGAAGUGACACUGAAGACUGAGGACACAAUUAAAAUGGAAUUAAGUAUUUAACACCAGUCACCUUUUUAUAACUAGCACAUCCACUAUUUAAAUAAUAAAUUUCAUAGAAUUGCACUUUGAGACUUCUUGUGUUCCAUCUUUACACAGUAGCAAAAAAACUUGAGAUGGCCAUGUAUGUGUACAACUGCUAUUACAGCAUGACAGUUAUUGCUGCCCUGUCCUUAAACUCUGCAGGUCUGUGAAGCCUGUCCAUGUUAUCUCAUAGUCAUAUGAUCUGGACAUAAGUACAAGAUCCUUUCCUAUCAGAUGGAUUUGUUUUUGUCAAAAUGUAAAGGAACAUAGUUACAGCUGUAUGAAGUCAAGCGCUGUUUUAAACUUUCAAGGCAGUUUCUCAGAUCUUACUCUCAUGAUUGAGGACUAAAACUAAAGCAUUGAGUUGAUGUGAUGCUUUCCUCUCCUCCCCUUUGGAGAUUUGAGUCCUUUAUAGAAACCCUGAGCUGGAGAUAUGGAUCUGAAAGGUGAAACAGGAGUUUUUAGUACUGUGCCCUGUUUUCUGACUUCUUACUGAUGACUUCUAUGACUUACAGCUGAUACUGUCCCUGGAAGUCUCCUUACAGAGCUAAGGCGAUAAAAUUAGGUCUGUGCUGAGCUGUCUCAGGAAUAAUGGUAACAGACUGAUCUAGAUGAGGUGGAUAGCUCAAAAAUAUGUAAUUUUUUUCCAUGUCUAUGAAGGCUAUUAUUACUGUGUGAGAAGAAUAAAUAUGAUAUUGCCAGUCUUGAAUGAUUUGCAAAUAAAGCGAUAGUGCCAGUGAAGAAAACAGGGAAACAAAAAAAAACCCCAACAAAACAAACAUCUGGUUUUCCUUAGAAAAGGGUGGGGCGAAUGGACAGAGAGAACUUGUCUUUUGCCUCUUCUCCCAUGUCCUUAUUCUGUCUGUGUCCUAGAGUAAGCUACGUGGAUAAAAGCAGCAUUUCCUGUGACAAUUCAGGUUUUGUGCCUACCUAUUACUAGUUUGACCUGUAACUGAAUUUUUGCUGUUCUCUGUCUUAGUGAGGAGUACUGAUAUUUCCCUACCCAACUGAUCCUAUCUCUCUUAUUUUUAAUACCACCUGGUUAACUGUUAAAGCCCUGCUAUAACUACAGCCUUUACCACAAGCUGUUAGAGGAAAGAAGUCAUUGUGAUGACAAAUUUUCAAUUCCUUUUUACUUCAAGCAAUGAAAGAAAAUAAAUGCAUUAAAAAUUCUUAUUUGGCUUCUGUGCUGCACAAAAUCUCUGCAACAGAACAUCAAAGAAUAAAAUGAGGAAUUCAAGCACGGAGCUAUUUAACACCCAUUUCUGCUAAUAGCCUUACCUGUAUCUUUUGCUGCUUAUCUUAUAAAGGAAUAUUCAUGACCUCACAAUCAGAUGGCAUUCUUAUUUUUGGGAAUGGGUAAUACCUGACAGGUACUCCGAUUGAUCAUGUUGGUCAUCCUUUCACAGGUCUUGCACUACUCAGUGUGAUUUCUACUCAUAUGCAAGAAACAAUUUAGGGCCUGGUGAUGCUCCUGAGAGGAUGAGACGGAGUAGCAGUAGGAGAAUGUACACAGCUUUGUCUGAAAACAAAUGCUAUUUUAAACUGGUUAUAUCUUGUACUAUACCUGUGCUAUGCCAAAUACUUAGAAGUAGUAUGCUUGACUGCUCCAGUGUUCAAGAAAUAAUUAUUUGAUAAGGUUAUAUGCAGUGUAGUCUAUUCUAAAGUACUAGUCCUGUGACCUUAGAACUAAAUCUUCUACUCAGCUUUUUUUUCCAUUCAGCAGCAUGGUCAAUUUGUGGAUUGCAUCUUAACUGGCUUACAGCUGAAACUAAUGUUCCAGUGAGUCAAAAGGCCAUGCUUCACAAAGGCAGUGAAGUACAAACUACAUUUAAAAGGCUGGGAGUUGAAGCCUAGGCUCUUGUUUAUUCAGCCAGGUAACUAAGGCACAGUGAUAUUUAGUUUUGCAGAUGCACAUACGUGUCAGCUUUUGUUCCCACUGCAGCCAGACUGACUGCCCAGUGACUCACUGCAGAGCUGGCAGUACUGUGAAUUUGUAACUGUCGCAGUACUGCAUUGCCUUGGAAGUUUUCACAUGCUUCCUGCAGCAUCUCCUGAAAGGCAGCUGAAGAAUCUAUUUGCUCCUUGGCGCAUCAGCAACAAACCUUAGAGGCCUCUGGGAUUGCCAUACUGAGAGCAUUGUUUGGACAGACUUGCUGUCUGUGGCUCAGGAUUUCUAAAUCAUUAUUUGUAGCUAAGUGAAACUGCUGUUACAAAGUGGGUGUGGUGUAAUUACUGAUGUGGAGCUCUGGGUUCUGUUGGCUUGCCAGGUAUUACUUCUGUAUUUUAAUUUUCAGUUUGGUAGCACCUGGAUGGCAUAAAUUUUUUUCCCUUUUACAAUGUCUGGUGUUCUGCCUUAUACUGGAAAACAUUAACCACAGAUCUUUCUAUUAAAAUCAAACAAAGGCAGAACAGAGCCAAUGGCAAAAAAAAACCCCAAACCCCAAAAGCCUAUAACACUCAUGGCAUGCCAACUGAAGGCAUACCAAGGAAAAACAAAUUCAUUCUUUUUUUAGAGUACUUAGUUUCCCCUGACUUGCUGCCACUGACUGUCUCACUCAAAAGACUAUAAACCCCACAUAAUUGAAUGGCCAAAGAAAUAAGGAAAAUAUCAGUAUUUUACCUGAAAUAAUCUUUCUUACAAAAAUGAUGCAGAGUAUUAAGAUAAAAGACCUGGGAAGCUGUAUUGCCUUUGAGGGUUGUUUUAGCUGCAUUCAACACUUACUUAGUUUUGUGGGACUAUAGAAUUGUGUUAGUACUAUCACUUGGGCUUCAGCAGAACAUUCAAAUGGAAAUACAUAUCUAAAAAGAAGGCCAGAAAAAAAAUUUUUGAACAAAAACAUUAAAUGGCUAUGAUUUUAAAAAUAAGGCUAGUCAGUUUUUCAAGACUGUAACUUUCUACCCUGCUUUCUGGGUUUACUUCAACAUAGAACUGUUUUUCAUUAAUCUAAAGGGGUGUUGGUAUUUAUCUCUAGUCUACAUAUUUUUAAAAGACUUAUCUUAAAUGACAGCUUUGGCACUGUUUAAAAUGCCAAAUGAUGAUGUGAAUCAUGCUUCUCAGCACACUGGCCCUGGCUGUUGAAAGAGCUCCUAUAAAUCUUAAGUCUUUUGGAACUGCUAAAUUUUGAAAUGCUACUUUUAUGAGUUGCAGUGAAGACCUACAUGGGAUAUGAUACAGGCUUAUAAAACUGGAAAUGAUAUAGGGAGAACAAACAGGAAUCAGUUACUCACAAAUCCUCCAGUGUAAGAUUAAAGGUGUGUGAAAUUAAACUAGUACAAAGCAGUGUGAAAGCCAAUUGCUAUUGAUAAAUAAAUAAUGAGGAAGGAAAGGAAAUUUCCAUUGCUAAGGAAAAUGGCAAAGUUUAUAAGCAGUGAGUGGAUAUAAAAGAAAAUAUAUAUCCAAGGCCACUAAAUACUAAAAUCUAACCCAUGAUUCUAAGUACCUGCACCAUAGGUACUCUCAGCAGUGGAGGGUAAGAGAGUAUUUCAGUGAAGUAACAGAAAUAAUAGCAGAAUUUGCACUGCUCUGCUGUGGAGGUGUGUUCUAUAAACUCUGAUUGGAAAGAUACUGAUAUAACAGACCUUUAGUCAGGCAUAGAGAAGUUAUUUGGAAUCUCAAACAUUUAAAUUAGAUUUGAUACAAGUUAGAAAUGGUCUCCUAAUGUAUUUUCUUAAUUGUUGAAAUAAUAAACCCUGACUGAUACAAAGUGAGAAUUCCAUUAACAAGGAAGGGGAUUGCAAAGGAAAAUCUGAAUUUGUUUUUAAUAAACUAAGCUUCAGAACAAUCUUAAAUGACAAAAGCUGAAGUAGCUGAAGAGAUCUUAAGUUAGCCCUGCUCUAGACAAUCCUGAGUAAGAGUUCUCUUGGACUGCAUCAGGUCAAUAUCAGGCUUCUAGCAUCUGUUUAAUAAUCUAUAAAUGCAUUAAUCUCAGCCCCAAGUGUGGCAAUACAAGAAUCCUAGAAUGGUUUGAGUUGGAAGGGGCUGUAAAGUUCAUCUAGUUUUAACCCUCUGCCACACACAGGACCACCUCCCACUAGACCAGGUUGCUCAGGUCCCUGUCCAACCUGGUCAAGAGAAUCAGUUCAUUACAGAUAUCCCCAUGCUAUUUCAGCUGUUAAAUCUUUUUCUGGUGAAAGAAUAAGGGCCUUAGGAUUUGAUGAUGCUGCUGACACAGGGAACUACCAUGAGUCACCAGUAAAUCCCAUCACAAGGAGAUUUGCUAAAUACAAGAGAAAAUACAACUCUACCUUCAAGGUCUGGGAAUAUGAUACAGAAACUUCUUGUAAGUAGGCCUUGCUUAUCUUGUUUUUCCUCAGACCAUAUUGUGAAUGACUGGCAAGGAAUGGGGGGUUAUUUUUACUAAACCACUCUAAGACAUGUAGGAGGGAGAAAAAACAUUUUAAUUUAUACUUUCCCUUGUCCUCUCUUCCAAAGCUUUGAAGAAAAUAAAAGAAUAUCUUAGCUGCAUUGUACUCUAUGGUUCUUUAAUUUCACUGUUAAUGUUCACGCCACUGUAUUAGAGCUGUAUCAUGUGGGGUUUUUUUUCCCAACCUUAGCAUACCCACAGAGACUACAUUCUAUAGAAGUUCUUUCAAAACAAAUCUAGUUUUUUCUUUCCUUUCGCACAGUAC